Nicotiana tabacum (common tobacco) is the source of this 906-nucleotide messenger RNA. RefSeq lists its product as uncharacterized. The record is from RefSeq and is a predicted model, not a curated record. NCBI's taxonomy places the organism in Eukaryota, Viridiplantae, Streptophyta, Magnoliopsida, Solanales, Solanaceae.
AUGGGGGAAUGUAGAAGACCUAACCCUAAUUCGCCUCAAUUCCGUCAGUGGGAGAGAUGUGAUGACAUGGUAACCUCAUGGAUCCUCAAUUCCCUUGCUAAGGAAAUCUAUGAUAGUGUGGAGUAUGUGAACGACUCAGUUGAGUUAUCGAGGGAAUUAGAGGAUCGUUAUGACCAAACGAAUGGGGAAACAUUAUAUCAGAUUCAUAAAGAGAUUAAUGAUCUUGUACAGGGAACCUUAGACAUUACCACGUACUAUACACGAAUGAAGAGAUUGUGGGAGGAACUGAACACUUUGAGUGCCAAAUCUCAAUGUAGCUACAAUUGCACAUGUGGAGCAAAAGAAACUAUGCACAAGGCAGAACAAGAUCGACGACUUAUCCAAUUUUUAAUGGGCUUGGAUGAGGUCUACACAAUAGUGCGAGGAAGUAUCCUUAUGAUGAAGCCUCUGCCUUCUAUGGCACAAGCUUUCUUUCUACUGAUACAAGAAGAAAAACAAAGGGAAUUCAAACCUAAUAGCCAACUUAGUUUGGACUCUACUUCACUGCAUGUAAAUGCAAAUCCACAACAUCAGAAUCCAUUUAGAGCCAGGAACUUCAAGACACAUUAUACAGUCAACAACAAUAAUAAGGGUCGUUCAUUUUGUGACUACUGCAAAAGACCAGGGCAUAUAAGGGAGAAGUGUUAUAAGUUACAUGGAUACCCUCAAGGCAGUUCAUAUAAUAAUCAGAACUUCAAUCGUACCAAUACUCAGCCCUAUAAUCAGGGGAACAACCAGAACCAUAAGUUCAACAAAGGAAAAGGCUCUGUGGCAAAUAUACAUAGAACCCCGACUGAUAUGAUUCAUGAGAAUGGAGAUGAGCAGGACCUACAAGAUGAAAAUCAGAAUGUCAACCUGACAAAAUAG